UCAGUUAGUUGCUGACUUUGCGCGGCAGCGAGCGGUUUGCAUUGCGAUUGCUGUGCCGGUUGUUAAAUACUCGAACGUACCACUCUUGUAUUGAAUCGCUUGUAUUGUAUUGCCACUGCGGUUGCGCAUGCGCCUCAUUCGAGUCGAAUCGAGCGUUGAAAAAUAAGCCUUUAUUUCGAUUUUGGCCAGCCAUUGGGUUUUUCUUUUUUUUCGCUUAGGUUGGACACGUUGCCGGUGCUUUUAGGAAGCGGCUCAGUCCAGUCGGCGAUGCCUUAGUGGCAGCUCCUCCAGAUCGAAGUAACCACUACGCCAAGAUGCCCUACAACCUCGGGCUGCGACGGCGCCUCCAGCUGCUGGCCUCGCUGCUCUUCUGCGUCCUUCUGGGCUACUUGACCUCGGAGGCGGUGGCCAAGCCCACGUUAUCCUUCAGCCUGCCCCAAGGACUGCAGGGAUUCCCCUCGUUUCAGUCCUUCACCCAGCAAAUCAUCGAGCAGCGCAGUGUGCGCCAGAUGAAGACCUACAGCGGAAAGCGGGUGAGCAACGACUCGCUUAUUAUGAUAUACUAUCACGAUCUGACUAUAGCCGUAACGGAGUUGGGGCCUCAGAAGCUACUGCUCGGCUGCGAGCUGAUCGAAAUAUACAACGAUAAGGAGGGCAAAAUGCUGCUGGAGGGCCUAUCACACUACAAUCGCCCCCUGGAAAUCAAGUUCGAUGAGAUGCUUAAGCUGAUGGAUCAGUGUGAGCAUGUGGAUAAGCUGAGCUACGCCUCCCGCUUCAAGUCCAAACUGGAAAGCGGUGAACGGAGCAGUGGCGGCGGAUCAGGCGAUUCAUCCUCGACGGGGGGACCCAAUGAUGGAGUGGCCCUCAAGCUGGCCACCAAUAUCUUUCCGCGAAGUCCCUUCUCCCUUCUCAGUGGCAUUAUUCCAGGAACAAAGUGGUGUGGCACUGGCGAUAUUGCAGAGACAUACAGCGAUCUUGGCAGCGAGAUGGCCAUGGAUCGAUGCUGUCGCCAACAUGAUCUCUGUCCUAUCAAGAUCCGGGCCUAUCAGCACAAAUACGACCUGAUGAACGAUUCACUGUACACAAAAUCCCACUGCAUCUGCGACGACAUGCUAUUCUCCUGCCUGAAGAUGACCAACACCUCGGCCUCGCAGCUGAUGGGCUCCAUCUACUUCAAUCUGGUGCAGGUGCCCUGUUUGGAUGGACGCAAGAACCAGUACAAGUUCCGGGCGGCCAAGGAGGGAUUCUAGGCG
Messenger RNA from Drosophila elegans, 1253 nucleotides. RefSeq lists its product as uncharacterized. The record is from RefSeq and is a predicted model, not a curated record. Gene Ontology annotation, biological process: phospholipid metabolic process; arachidonate secretion. The coding region runs from base 315 to 1250 and encodes 311 amino acids. Lineage: Eukaryota; Metazoa; Arthropoda; Insecta; Diptera; Drosophilidae. The transcript is spliced from 6 exons.